Molecule: messenger RNA, 944 nt
Organism: Vespula vulgaris
Lineage: Eukaryota; Metazoa; Arthropoda; Insecta; Hymenoptera; Vespidae
Product: putative defense protein 3
Exons: 5
Coding region: 232-717 (161 amino acids)
Molecular function (GO): oxidoreductase activity, acting on metal ions
Source: RefSeq, a predicted model, not a curated record
GUAACAAUUCGCAAAAGCGGAUUGAGACCACCUUUGCCAAUGAAUGGUGGGAUUCCAGUGACAUUUGACUUACUCGCAAGAGAUCAGCUAUUGCAGUUUCUUUCGUGCAUCUCUCUGAAGAGGACCAACGAAAUCAAGUGAAAAAAAGUUCAUUCCGAUUUAAAAUUAAUUAACAAGUAAGAGUCUAAUCAAUGACAAUCAUUCUAAAUCGGGCAUAAGGAUCUUCCAAAAAUGAGUUGGUUUAGGAAUCUUAUAUUCACGUUAUCAACGAUUGCUCUUUCUACGAUUCCCGUUUCUGGUUUUCCUGAUGGUGCACCAGUAGACGCAUGUGUUAAACCACGACCGAAUCAACCCUAUCAUGGGGAUGCACGUAGUCAACCCUUGGAUAAAAACCCCUAUACGUUAGUAGCUUCGUCAUCAGAAUAUGUUCCAGGAUCGCAAAUUACCGUAACUAUCAGUGGUUCAUCUUUCAAAGGAUUUUUCUUACAAGCACGCGAUUCUAAUACCAAUGCCUGGAUUGGUUCUUGGGCACAAACUCCAAAUACAAAUACCCAUCCUGAAUGCAGUGCUGUAACGCACGCAGAUCCACGUGAAAAACAACAAGCAACUCUUAUUUGGAAUGCACCACCAAAUACUCGAGGCCAGGUUUACUUUACUGGUACCGUUUUAAAAGAAUAUGCGAUAUUUUGGUCGGAUUUGGUUGCACGUGUGGUCUAAUGAAAAAAAAAGGAAACAAAAAAAAUUAAAUGGUUUAACACGUAGUGAUUCUUGUAUUUCGAUAAUUUCGAAAAACAAAAUGGUGAUAACGUCUAUGUUCAUCGCAUCGACGCAAGAUAAUCGAUAUUAAAAUCAAUUGAUAUUUAUAAAAGUAUUCUACCACGCACUUUUUUAUUCAAUUCUUUAACUCACUAAUGAUUUUAAUAAAAACAAAAAAUUCAAAAUGA